Molecule: messenger RNA, 4071 nt
Organism: Colletotrichum destructivum
Lineage: Eukaryota; Fungi; Ascomycota; Sordariomycetes; Glomerellales; Glomerellaceae
Product: Putative Zinc finger C2H2-type, C2H2 finger domain transcription factor CON7
Exons: 4
Coding region: 1749-3053 (434 amino acids)
Biological process (GO): regulation of DNA-templated transcription
Source: RefSeq, a predicted model, not a curated record
CGUCUUUCUCCCGGGAACGGCGCUAAGAUCGAACUCCCCCCUCGUCAUAAACUUUCAUUGGGUUUACCCCCUUCCCUUCCCCCCUUCACCUUUCGCUUUUGAUCACUUGCCUCGCCGAGUAGAGCAAGCGCGAGCAAAAGACGAAACAGGAGAGACUCAACAAGAGAAAGAAACACAAAAAAAAGUGCCUUGUUCUCUUUCAUUUACCGCACUCCGCCUGCGCUAUCUCACCUUUAGCACUAUAGGAAAUCACGCUACUCAUUUCAUCACCUAACGCGUGUCUGUACAUACGCUCUUACCCUUGAACAAGUAGCAAGCAGCACGUACCUACCUCAUAUCGACGUCGAGUUCAAGGCAGCUCAAGUAUCGGUACAAAUCCCAAGCACUCACUACCUACGCGACAGCUGGGACACGAAGAAUCCACCCUUCACAUCUCUUCGCCCACCCACACACCCACCAGCCCACCUUGCCAUCAAGUACUAGCCGAGGCCAAGGUUGACAACCACGCCCCUACUGCCGCGCACACACGCACACGCACCAACACAAGCGUCCGCGCUCACUGCCCACCUCAGUAACACCUCACCUCAAGUCGGCUUGACCCUACCAGCCUUUCCUGCGCUGUACGGUCCCUUCUUGCUGGCUGCACUGCUGCAUAUACACAUCACUCGCAACAUACCAUUCCAUUAUCUCUCCGACUGAAGGGGUUUGCCGCUUUGCCUACGUCGCAACAGCUGCAUCCUGCCCUGCCCUGCCCUGCUCUCCUGCAUCUCUCGCAAGCCAGAUCAGACAAGAGUCAGUCGCUUUCUCGGGAUUCCCAUCUGCCAUCUCGUCCAAGGUCAGGUCCCGACCUCAGACCAGGCCAAAUCCAGACAGACGCCAACCCCGAUCAAAGACAAGACACACCCUGCGCUAGACGCAAAGAGGAACACUUCAACAUCCCAUCCUCCAUCUGCUCUCCACCCAACCUAUACCCUCCCUACCUCCCUUCUCCUCAGCCAGCGUACCCGGUCCUACGCCUACGGCACCGUUCGCCGCCUUUGGUCCCGGAACCCAUCAACUACACACCACACACUACACACCACACACCCAGCUCGUGGGCCUGCCCCCCUUGCCCUAUCUCCGAUUCUGACGCUAAGAGACCGCUCGGCCAAAACUCAAGUGGAGAGCCCAGCCCAUCCAUUCCCUACCUAGCGCACUAUUUUAGUGUCGCUCUCCCCAGGCAAUACCGUCAACCUCUCCCCAGUCAAAGCGAGCAAGAGACUGAGAGAAAGAGAGAGAGAGAGAGAAAAAGAGAGGCGUCUUUUCCGUGACCUAGCAAAGACAACGCUAUCCUUGCCACUUGGAGAUCCUCGCUCAGGGCCGUGGUUAGCGACUUUGUUGUCAUCACAUCUCCAUUUAACCAUAAACCCGAGCCCUUGGGUGGCCCGCGCUAUCUUGGCCGCCGUCUUUAUACACCAUCGUCGCGCCGCCUCAAGUCUCACUUGAUCCCCGGUAUCACUCGUCUACUACACCAUUCUUCCAUCAUUCUUCUUUCCAUUCUUCAAGUACAAGCCCGCUGCCGCUACUCGAAAGACCGCGCCUCGAGCCAACACAUCAGCCAUUCUUGAACCCGGAAGCAAAAGAGAAGAAGGAGAAGAAAAAAACAGCAAGGCAUCGCCUCCUACGAACCUGCGAACCUGCCGCUGGCUUGAGAACUAAGGACUCUCCGGCCAUUCUUCACGAUCCCAGACGCUCCGCUGAACUGUAGCAUGUUCUUGGUCCCAACGCAACACCAGUUCGUUGACAACCGCGCAUCACUACUCUCUUCAGGCUCGCCACAGCUUGGAGGUUCCCGCCCCGAAGCCGCUGCCAUCAGCUCGCUUCUCACCUCCAUCAGCACCUCUAUGGAACGCAGUGCUACCGAGUACUCGCAGUCAGGUUUGCCUUCGCCUUACCCAAGCAACUGCGGCGACACCCGUUCUGAAGGUUCAUCUGCAGAUCACGCAUCUGCUGCGCAAUACGCGACCCAGCAGGAGGUCCGCCCUAGCAACUAUUCCACCUCGGCGACUCCCACCUCCGAGUACAGCGUCUACCCGCCGUCUGCGCGAUCAGGAUCCUUCCCUGAACACAUUCAGCGAUCAUACCACCCAGCUAGCAACCAUAACGGAAGCAGCGGAGGCAUGGCGCAACAAGCAAGCAGUCCGUCUUUGUCCCAGCAGGAUGGACGUAACCAUCAGGUCCCGAUGCCCAAGUCUGACCACGAUGUACCCAUAGAUCCGUCGAUAGCGGCGCCGAGUCCUACCUACGCGUACGGGCAACAUUCUCCCUACGGUCCUCCUCCGGGUGACAUGUCGCACUCCUAUCAGCAUCCCGCAUACGCGCAACCCCGACCCGACUGGACCGGCUACGGUCAACACAGCGCCGGUCCUUUGACUCCCGCCAGUCAUGUCUUUCCCCCGACCCCGAGUUCCGCCCCUCCCCAGGGUCGUCCCAACCAGUUUGGCAAUCAGGUUUAUUCUUUCGUUCCGAUUCCCGGUGCUCAACAGCACAAGCGACCCCGCCGACGAUACGAGGAAAUUGAACGCAUGUACAAAUGUGGUUGGAACGGCUGUGAGAAGGCCUACGGCACGCUGAACCAUCUCAACGCACAUGUCACCAUGCAGUCUCACGGACAGAAGAGAACGCCAGAAGAGUUCAAGGAGAUCCGCAAAGAGUGGAAGCAACGCAAGAAGGAAGAGGAAGCGCAGCGAAAGGCGGAAGAGGAACGCCAGCGCCAGGCUGCCGCCGCCGCCGCCGCCGCUCAGAACGGCUCGGGCGACCCUCAGUCCGCAGCCGACGGCACAUCGUCGGCGUCCGCAUACGCCAGCGGUCGCCAAGUUCAGCUGCCCCCCAUUGGCUACCAGCCUUCGCAGUACCCGGCCCCUCCGUCUGCUGGAGGUGUGGCUCAGCAACAACUCCCCGAGUACAACGGCUCUCACAUGUACUCGACCAACUACCAGCCCCAGUCCCCCUAUGGCCAGCCUAAUCAGAGCAUGUACAGCUCACAUAACGGCGCUCAGACGUCUAGCCAUUGAGGCAGGCUGACUUUGUAUCGGGAAUGACCCAACCGUAAUCGAUGGAAGGGAGAAAGGACUUGUACAUUAUCGGGUUUCCUUCCGCACGACAACAGCCACUCAUCCGCACAUGUCCAUACUACGAACUUUCACCUUUGUCUCUUUGGGUUAUUAGACGCGCGGCAAAAUUCUAGUUUACGAAGCGACAUCCGACUCAUCAUGGCUUCCGGAUUCCCACGUUUCGAUCGAGUACACGCACAGCAUGAUUCCGAUGCGGCACUUGGCCAUUUCGACUGACGUCUCGGGCAGAUCCGCCUGAGGCUUAUCCAAUUGGCAUCGCGUCACGAUGCGGUGUUCCACAUUUUCCUUCGGUUUUCUUCACCACAUAAGACGAUGCAUGGGCAACGGCUUUUUCCUAGGACCGGUGUGGUUUCUGCAUUUACGAGGACGGCUGAGGACAGUCAUGAUCUGACGAAACGGGUGGAGGCUCGCUUUGGUUGGCCCGCUGAGGCCUUAUUUUCGGGGACACGGACGAGGCACCUUCGCAUCUUGACGAGCCGACUUCGACUUAUCACGCAACCGACAGACAUAGCAGCGCAUCUCGACUUGCCCCAUCAGGCAAAAUCGAAAGCUUUGCGACGCUAUCCACCUGGUCGAGGUUGUAGAGAGGAAAGAGCAGCAUCUCUAGGAGUCGGGGAGCGUUUUUCGGUUCACCAACUCCAUCCAUUGCAGCCGACCCCCUUUUUUUUCUAAUCAGACUUGGACCCCUCGAGGGAGAUGGUGGUCUUCUCGGACGGCGAUAAGGAAUUUCGGAAAACAGGGGAUUUUUCUCGGUAGAGUGCGAAAGCACAGGAUUUGGCAAGGACGGACCUUUGGAGUAGCCGAGAUACCUACACAUACACGGACGUUUAGGGCGUCGACAAGUUGCGUUUGACAGUUUGAGAUUGUUUUCGUAGUUGCGGAAAGGGAAAUGCAAAAAAUCCUCCAGCAGCAUAUAACCAUAUCCAUUAAACCUAGCCUGAAGCAUGAGGUGCCGAGA